AUGUCAACACACCCCGGCCCUUACGCUCUGAUCCACCUCGACGCCGGCUUCCCGAACUGCAACCACAUCCAUGUCGUCGAUCUGGUUUCAGGAGAGUUUCACCCCUGUCUGGUCAACUUCCCGAGCCAUUCCGAUGCCGAAGAAUAUGUGUCUCAAGCCGUGCUGCGAUGCGGCUCCGAGCGCGGCGACUUCACUGUGCUCGCACUGUCGAGUACCAGUACCCUCGUGGCAGUGGGCUGCGGCGAAGAAGACGCACUCGGCUCUUCUACGCCCGCGCCUUUGGCGCUGUCACUCCGACACGGGCUCACUCCCAAGGCUUUAUCCGCCGAUGGCACUCGCGCGUUGUGUUUCGUCAACGCGUCGGGGCCUUCCGGCCCUCCCCCCGCCGCUCCUCAGUUCUGCGUUGUGGACACCGUCACCGGAGAGAUAUUAUCGGGGCCAUUCGGAGGCGAGCGACUUUCGGGAAUCAUUGGUGAAGACCCCGGAAUGGAUAUCAUGCCGUCUGGCUACUCUUCACUGUACUACCGCGGAGGGUGGUUUUGGAGCACGCUGCACGGCAGGCUCUACCGAACUCCCGCUCUCGACCACGAACGGGACGUUCAUCGAGUCGCAGUCACGUACGACGGGUCGAUGGUCGCAUGGUCGGAUUGGGAUGGGGUCGUGCGCUUUCAUCGCAACGUAGGCGACGUUUGA
Messenger RNA from Epithele typhae, 693 nucleotides. RefSeq lists its product as uncharacterized. The record is from RefSeq and is a predicted model, not a curated record. Bases 1 to 693 code for a protein of 230 amino acids. Lineage: Eukaryota; Fungi; Basidiomycota; Agaricomycetes; Polyporales; Epitheliaceae. The transcript has a single exon.